Molecule: messenger RNA, 621 nt
Organism: Solanum dulcamara
Lineage: Eukaryota; Viridiplantae; Streptophyta; Magnoliopsida; Solanales; Solanaceae
Product: glycine-rich cell wall structural protein 1-like
Exons: 1
Coding region: 1-621 (206 amino acids)
Source: RefSeq, a predicted model, not a curated record
AUGGGUUCUUCUUCUCAGAAUUGGGUUGUAGGGUUACUUCUUUUCUUGAUCAUUCUCUUGGAAUUGAGUGCCAUCACUUUUGGUGAUGACAAGCUUGAAGAGUCGAAGUUGAGUAAUAAUAAUGGUUGCAGAUAUGGUAGGAGAGGUUGUGGUGGACGUGGUGGAGGGAGAGUAGAUAGAGUUCGAGGAGGUGGUGGAGGAGGAGGAGGUGGUGGUGGUGGUGGUGGAGGAGGAGGAGGAUGGGGGUCAGGUUAUGGUAGUGGAUUUGGAGCAGGAUUUGGAACAGGAGGUGGUGGUGGAGGUGGUGGGGGUGGGGGAGGUACCGGAGGUGGUUCAGGAUAUGGUGCAGGAUUUGGAGCAGGAAAUGGUGCUGGAGGAGGAGGAGGAGGCGGCGGAGGCGGUGGAGGAGGAGGGUCAGGUUAUGGUAGCGGUUAUGGUGCGGAUGGAGGAUUAGGAGGAUUGGGAGGGGGAAUAGGAGGUGAACGUGGUGAAGGAAUUGGAGUCGGAUUUGGAAUGGGAAUUGGUAUAGGAGUUGGAGUUGGAGCUGGAGGUAGAGCUGGUCAAGGUGUUGGAGUAGGGAGUGGGUUCGGUAAUGGUGGUGGUAGUAAUGGCCGAACAUAA